AGGAGGAAAUUUAGGGAGUCUAAAUGUACUGAUAAAGAAUCUUAUGUGCAACUUUUAGUCCGAAUGGAGCAAUAUUUAGAAAGAUGGAUUUCUCUUAGUAGUGUUCGUAAAAGUUAUGAUUCUCUUUUUGAUUUUAUGAUUAGGGAACAGUUUCUUUGUAGUUGUAAUUCUGAUUUACGUGUUUUUCUCAAAGAACGCGAAUUUUCCAGCGCAACUGAGAUGGCCGAAGCAGCUGACAGGUAUAGAAGUGCUCAUUUGUAUCGCGGCAAAGCACUGAAGUUUCCUCAGCAUAAACCUUUCAGCCAGUCUAAGGAUACGAGAACUAAUGAUGAAAUUGUUUGUCAUGCUUGUGGUAAAAACGGACAUAUCAAACCAAACUGCCCUGAUAAUCCAAGGAAUUUCAGAGGUGUGAAGAUCCCGAACCAAUCCUGUCCUGAAGACCCAAGUCCUGCUACUUCCGAUGUGGCUACCUUAACAUCCUGCGUUAGUCCUGACCCCUGUAAACCCCCUGAAGAUCCUGACCUCUGUGACCUACCUAAGCCACCUUCCUGUGACCUAACCAAUUUCCCUGACAAGCCUACAUUUCCCUUUUACACUGGAAGUAAGCAGCCUUUUUGUUGUGCAUGUGAUACCUGGGGACCUAAAACCAAGAACUGCAGUGCUUAUGCGUUGCGCCCCUUCUUUAUCAAGCAGUAUUUCAAGUGCUUGUCAUCCAUGUGAUUGUUGUUAACCAAAC
Penaeus chinensis is the source of this 736-nucleotide messenger RNA. RefSeq lists its product as uncharacterized. The record is from RefSeq and is a predicted model, not a curated record. NCBI's taxonomy places the organism in Eukaryota, Metazoa, Arthropoda, Malacostraca, Decapoda, Penaeidae. Gene Ontology annotation, molecular function: zinc ion binding; nucleic acid binding. The transcript is spliced from 3 exons. The coding region runs from base 64 to 720 and encodes 218 amino acids.